AUGCUUCCCCUUGCAUAUGCCAUUGUUGAGGUUGAGAACAAAGAGACAUGGAGUUUGUUUCUGCAGUUAUUGAUAGAAGAUCUUGGAGGAAAUGAAGUGUGUGGGGUUGGUGCACGCUAUAGAGGAACCUUUGCUAAGGCAAACCAAAGAUUCUGCAUGAGGCACCUAUACGCAAACUUUAGAAAACAGUUCCCUGGUCAGACUUUGAGGACGCUGAUGUGGAAGGCUGCCACAAGCACGUACCCCCAGGCAUGGGAGAGAGAAAUGCUGAAUAUAAAACAGGUCAACAUAGAAGAAUAUAAAUACCUGAUAUCCAUCCCCCCCAGGUACUGGUCAAGGUCUCGUUUCACAUAUGAAGCUGUAUGUGAUUCCAUGGACAACAAUAUAUGUGAAGCCUUCAAUAGUGUUAUUGUGCUUGCCAGAGGCAAGCCAAUAAUCACAAUGCUAGAGGAGAUAAGGCUUUAUCUUAUGAAACGUUGGGCCACCAACAGAACCAAGGUCGCAGCUAUGGAAUUCACUAUCUGUCCAAAGAUAAACACCAAGCUUAUGAAGGAAUCAAAUCUGUCUAAAUAUUGGAUUCCAAGCUGGUCUGGACGUAAGUUGUUUGAGGUUAGACACACUGUAGUAAUAACAAACAAGUUUACGGUGGACCUUGAGAGUAAAGAGUGUAGCUGCAGGAAAUGGAUGAUAAGUGGGAUUCCAUGUUGUCAUGCCAUUGCAGCCAUGAACUAUUGCAAUGAAGACCCAAAAAAUUUCAUACCCUCUUGCUUCACAAGAACGACAUAUGAAGCCACUUAUGCCGCAAUGAUUUAUCCUGUCAAUGGGAAAUUGCUUUGGGAAAAAAAUCAUUUGUGGAUGUCCUGCCACCAGUUACACGAAAGAUGCCUGGUAGGCCAAAGAAAAAAAGAAAAUUGGAGGUCUGGGAGUUAA
Messenger RNA from Vigna radiata var. radiata (mung bean), 930 nucleotides. RefSeq lists its product as uncharacterized. Bases 1 to 930 code for a protein of 309 amino acids. The record is from RefSeq and is a predicted model, not a curated record. Lineage: Eukaryota; Viridiplantae; Streptophyta; Magnoliopsida; Fabales; Fabaceae. Gene Ontology annotation, molecular function: zinc ion binding. The transcript is spliced from 4 exons.